GCGAUUAGAUAGUGAAAUGAAGGGCGAGCGGCAGAAGCCGCAACAAGUUGCCUCGGCAACGUCAUCAACUGGAGCAUAACUGUAAACCACAGUGAGAUUAGGCCAGCAACGAGUGCUGCAACAACACCUGCCCAGCUACAGAUACGCCUGUAGUUACCAACACAGCCGCACCUGUGCUUCACUUUCAGCGUUAUCGUUGCGUUUCAUUGUUUGCUUGGCCGAUUGCGAAAAGGCGAAUCUACGUACUACGUACUACUAGUGAUUCACUCGGCUACGGGCAGAACAAAACCCACGGCAGCAGCAGAUACAACUACAGGCAGCUAACAAUAUUUCAACACGAUAUUUGAUAUGAAAACUCCCAGCCAGCCGUCUCGAUUUUGUGCAGGCGUUUGCACUUCCGUAAAUUGAAUAAGAACCCCCGACUCGAAGGGUUGAGCAAUCGGGAACCGGGUAACUUGAGGCAUCCUCCAUCCGUCCGCAAGCAGGUUAAUGCCCGGCACUCACACCUCCACACACCACCCUGUAUCUGUAAUCCAUUAUGAUGCACAAAUUAAAAUAUCGCGAUAAGUUGAAGUGGCUCCAAGCACUUCUGAUCUGCGUCUGUUUGAGCCACUUCGCAGAAGCCCAGACGAGAGAUCCUAGAUUUUAUUCCCGGCCCGGCGUCGACUGGCCGAACCCAGGGGAUCCAGACUACAGAACUUACACCUUCAACGACCGUCGCUAUGGUCACUACCAGCCCAAUGGCUUCGGGGCCAACUACCCGGGCAGGAAUUCUCCUGGCCAAUAUCCUCAAGGAAUGCCAAACGAGGAUCGCUUCCGCUUCGAUCCGAAUGACCCCAAUGCCCGGACUCAGUUUCCGGGAGUUUUGGCCGGAUGGAGGGAGGACUUGCAGGGAAAGCAGCGAAGGGACUCACUGACCUUGGAGCGGGAUGUGUUUGUAACCACAAACUAUGGGCAGGUGCAGGGCUUCAAGGUGUACAUGUACGACAACCCCGAUCCGAAGUCCUUCUACCGUCCCUACCACUCCACCGUGGACCGUGUGAUGGGCGAGUGCUCGGCCUUCCUGGGCAUCCCCUACGCCCUUCCGCCCACCUUUGAGGGCAGAUUCAAGCCGCCCCGCAUCCACCGCGGGUGGCAGCUGCUGCAGGCUGUGGAUUUCGGACCGGCUUGCCCACAACCCGUUCGAUACACGGGUGCCACCAAGGGAGUCAUGGACAUGGACGAAGAUUGCCUCUACUUGAACGUCUACUCACCCAAGACUGGCGCAGGAGUGGCACAAAAGUACCCGGUAAUGGUCUACAUUCACGGCGGAGAGUUCAUCAGAGGCGCCUCAAACCUGUUCCAGGGUCACAUAUUGGCGUCCUUCUACGACGUUGUAGUGGUGACCCUCAACUACCGUCUUGGCGCUCUGGGCUUCCUGUCCACGGGGGAUGAGAACUCGCCUGGAAACUACGGAAUCCUGGACCAGGCGAUGGCCUUACGCUGGAUCCACGACAACAUCGAGUUCUUCAAUGGGGAUCGUGACUCCAUUACGCUCUUCGGUCCUGGUGCGGGAGGCGCCUCCGCCGGAUUGCUCAUGGUGGCGCCCCAGACACGGAACAUCGUGAAACGGGUUAUCGCCCAGUCGGGAUCGGCGCUGGCAGACUGGGCACUGAUUCAGGACAAGUACCGGGCGCAGAACACUAGCCGGGUGCUGGGUCAGCUUCUCGGCUGCUCCAUCGAGUCUUCGUGGAAGCUGGUCAACUGCCUGCGCACCGGACGCAGCUUCUACGAGCUGGGAAAUGCUGAGUUCGCUCCGCAGGUGGGCAGCUUCCCCUGGGGUCCUGUGCUGGACCACAAUUUCACGGUGCCCGGCGACGACUGGUACGAGGGCUGGAGGGAAAAGGACUGGCGGUUUCUCACCCAGACUCCGGAGACGCUUAUCCGGGCCGGCCGGUUCAACAGGAACAUUCAGUAUAUGACAGGAGUUACUACCCAGGAGGCAGCCUUCCUGGUGGCCCAGAACGAGUCCUUGAGUCCGUACUAUGAGCUGGACGGACGCUUCUUCGAGCAAAAGAUCCGCGAGCACGUCUUCCGCUACAACUACACUCUCAACCCCAACGGCGUCUACGAGGCCAUCAAGUACAUGUACACCUACUGGCCAGACCCGAACAAUAACACCAUCAUCCGGGACCAGUACAUCAACCUGCUGAGCGAUCUCUACUACCGAGCUCCAGUGGACCAGAUGGUGAAGCUGCUGCUCGAACAGAAGGUGCCGGUGUACAUGUACGUACUGAACACCACGGUGGAGGCGCUGAAUCUUCCCCAGUGGCGCAAAUAUCCUCACGACAUAGAGCGCUACUUCCUCACGGGGGCUCCCUUCAUGGACACCGAGUUCUUCCCCAAAAAGGAGCACCUGCAGCGCAACAUGUGGACCGACAAUGAUCGGAAUAUGAGUCACUUCUUCAUGCAAACGUACUCCAACUUUGCGAGAUACGGCAAUCCGACGCCCCAACAGGUCCUGGGCAUGCACUUCCAACGGGCCUACCAGGGCGAGAUUCGCUACCUCAACGUCAACACCACCUUCAACUCGUCCAUCCUGCUGAACUACAGGCAGACGGAGUGCGCCUUCUGGACGCAAUACCUCCCAACGGUGAUAGGAGUGCUGGUGCCCACUUACCCACCCACCACCGAGUACUGGUGGGAGCCCAAGGAGCCGCUGCAGAUUGCCUUUUGGAGCAUGUCCGUUACCUGCUUCUUCCUCAUUGUGCUGGUGGUCAUCUGCUGCAUCAUGUGGCGCAACGCCAAGAGACAAUCGGAUCGCUUCUACGAUGAGGAUGUCUUUAUCAACGGCGAGGGCAUGGAGCCAGAACCCGAUGCUCGGGGCGUGGACAACGCACACAUGGUAACCAACCACCAUGCCCUGCGCUCCAGGGACAACAUCUACGAGUACCGAGACUCGCCGUCUUCCAAGACUUUGGCCAGCAAGGCGCAAACGGAUACCACUUCCCUGCGCUCGCCCAGCUCGCUGGCCAUGACCCAGAAAUCCGGCAGCCAGGCCUCCCUCAAGUCGGGCAUCUCGCUGAAGGAAACCAACGGCAGUCUGACCAAGUCGGUCUCAGCACGGUCCCAGGCGAAUGGCAAUGGAACCACUGCCAAGUCAGCAGCCGCAGCACCCGUUGAGGAGAAGCGCCUGCUGCAGCCGCUCUCCAGCACUCCGGUGCCACAACUACAGGCGGAGCCGGCCAAGCGCGUCCCAACGGCGGCCAGUGUCUCUGGCAGCAGUCGCAGCACCACGCCUGUGCCGUCUGCCCGCACCACCACCACCACAACGACGGCCACGCUCAGCUCCCAGCCGGCGCCGCAGCCGAGACGCACCCAGCUGGUGGAGGGAGUGCCCCAGACGUCCGUCUAAGUAACAGCUCUCUAAGUGCGGGAUGCGCUUAGAGAGUCAGCCGAAUCGUCCAACAACGUACCACAGCCUUUCGAUGAACAAGGUUUUUUCCGGACAUUAUUUUGAAUUAAGUUAAUUCCUGAAAAUGUUUAAGUUUAAUGUAGUAUUUAAAAAUUGUGUUUGACAGAUCUUUGAGAUCUCAAUUUUGAGUUUUAGAUUAUGCUACUCUACAGUUAAAGUUUGUUUUUAAGUUCGAGAACCCAACGAAUACGAAUCCAUAUCAAUGACAUUCCAUAGCCUUUCCAGGGGCCUUAAGUGUGAGCUUGUAAAUAAAAUUAUUUUAGGAAAAUGUGUGUAUUAGAUGUAGGUACUUAUUUUUUAACAGAGCUACUUUAAAGUUAUAAGAUAAUCCAUUUUUUGUGAGUCCAUUUCUAAGGCAGUGACAGAAGUGCGAAAUUGAACUGUAACAAAAGUUAGUAAUAGACUAAAUCGUAUUCUAAAAUAAUAAAUAAUUGGCCUGGC
Drosophila ananassae is the source of this 3895-nucleotide messenger RNA. It is a transcript of the gene Gli, whose product is annotated as acetylcholinesterase. The record is from RefSeq and is a predicted model, not a curated record. The transcript has 8 exons. NCBI's taxonomy places the organism in Eukaryota, Metazoa, Arthropoda, Insecta, Diptera, Drosophilidae. Bases 539 to 3394 code for a protein of 951 amino acids. Gene Ontology annotation, cellular component: cell surface; septate junction; tricellular tight junction.